Molecule: messenger RNA, 1994 nt
Organism: Pecten maximus
Lineage: Eukaryota; Metazoa; Mollusca; Bivalvia; Pectinida; Pectinidae
Exons: 1
Source: RefSeq, a predicted model, not a curated record
GCCCGCCGCUACACAUCAACCAUCAAACUCUAUCAUACUGGAAAAUCCACCCAAACAGGCCCGCCGCUACACAUCAACCAUCAAACUCUUAUAUCCCCAAACAGGCCCGCCGCUACACAUCAACCAUCAAACUCUAUCAUACUGGAAAAUCCACCCAAACAGGCCCGCCACUACACAUCAACCAUCAAACUCUAUCAUACUGGAAAAUCCACCCAAACAGGCCCGCCGCUACACAUCAACCAUCAAACUCUAUCAUACUGGAAAAUCCACCCAAACAGGCCCGCCGCUACACAUCAACCAUCAAACUCUAUCAUACUGGAAAAUCCACCCAAACAGGCCCGCCGCUACACAUCACCCAUCAAACUCUAUCAUACUAGAAAAUCCAACCAAACAGGCCCACCGCUACACAUCAACCAUCAAACUCUAUCAUACUGAAAAAUCCACCCAAUCAGGCCCGCCGCUACACAUCAACCAUAAAACUCUAUCAUACUGGAAAAUCCACCCAAACAGGCCCGCCGCUACACAUCAACCAUCAAACUCUAUCAUACUGGAAAAUCCACCCAAACAGGCCCGCCGCUGCACAUCAACCAUCAAACUCUAUCAUACUGGAAUAUCCACCCAAACAGGCCCGCCGCUACACAUCAACCAUCAAACUCUAUCAUACAGGAAAAUCCACCCAAACAGGCCCGCCGCUACACAUCAACCAUCAAACUCUAUCAUACUGGAAAAUCCACCCAAACAGGCCCGCCGCUACACGUCAACCAUCAAACUCUAUCAUACUGGAAAAUCCACCCAAACAGGCCCGCCGCUACACGUCAACCAUCAAACUCUAUCAUACUGGAAAAUCCACCCAAACAGGCCCACCGCUACACAUCAACCAUCAAACUCUAUCAUACUGGAAAAUCCACCCAAACAGGCCCGCCGCUACACAUCAACCAUCAAACUCUAUCAUACUGGAAAAUCCACCCAAACAAGCCCGCCGCUACACAUCAACCAUCAAACUCUAUCAUACUGGAAAAUCCACCCAAACAGGCCCGCCGCUACACAUCAACCAUCAAACUCUAUCAUACAGGAAAAUCCACCCAAACAGGCCCGCCGCUACACAUCAACCAUCAAACUCUAUCAUACUGGAAAAUCCACCCAAACAGGCCCGCCGCUACACAUCAACCAUCAAACUCUAUCAUACAGGAAAAUCCACCCAAACAGGCCCGCCGCUACACAUCAACCAUCAAACUCUAUCAUACUGGAAAAUCCACCCAAACAGGCCCGCCGCUACACAUCAACCAUCAAACUCUAUCAUACUGGAAAAUCCACCCAAACAGGCCCGCCGCUACACAUCAACCAUCAAACUCUAUCAUACUGGAAAAUCCACCCAAACAGGCCCGCCGCUACACAUCAACCAUCAAACUCUAUCAUACAGGAAAAUCCACCCAAACAGGCCCGCCGCUACACAUCAACCAUCAAACUCUUAUAUCCCCAAACAGGCCCGCCGCUACACAUCAACCAUCAAACUCUAUCAUACUGGAAAAUCCACCCAAACAGGCCCGCCGCUACACAUCAACAAUCAAACUCUAUCAUACUGGAAAAUCCACCCAAACAGGCCCGCCGCUACACAUCAACCAUCAAACUCUAUCAUACUGGAAAAUCCACCCAAACAGGCCCGCCGCUACACAUCAACCAUCAAACUCUAUCAUACUGGAAAAUCCACCCAAACAGGCCCGCCGCUACACAUCAACCAUCAAACUCUAUCAUACAGGAAAAUCCACCCAAACAGGCCCGCCGCUACACAUCAACCAUCAAACUCUUAUAUCCCCAAACAGGCCCGCCGCUACACAUCAACCAUCAAACUCUAUCAUACUGGAAAAUCCACCCAAACAGGCCCGCCGCUACACAUCAACAAUCAAACUCUAUCAUACUCGAAAAUCCACCCAAACAGGCCCGCCGCUACACAUCAACCAUCAAACUCUAUCAUACUGGAAAAUCCACCCAAACAG